CUCAUCAAACGUGAUUGGUCACUCCUCGUCGCCCGUGUCCCGCCCCCUCCGGUGUAACGCAAUGGCAGCGCUGGUGAAACGCUUAAAUGCGCGGUGUUUGCCUCUGCUGUCGUUCCACUAACUGGCUGCGUACAUUAAAGGUGACGUGUACGGCAUUCUCCGCGCGUUGGAAUAAAAAAGGACGCGAUUUAUCCCUCGUAAUCAUAGGAGCUCGAGCCAGCAGAAUGGCAGGCGCGGCGGGUGGCGGCGGCGGCGGCAGGGGCUGCGUGACGCUCCGCGGCUCUCAGUUCCGGGACCUGCUGGACGCGAAGCACAACGUGCUGUUCGACUGCGACGGCGUCAUCUGGAACGGCGAGACGGCCGUGACCGGAGCUCCGGAGGUGGUCAGCCUACUCAAACAGCGGGGCAAACGCGUGUUCUUCGUCACCAACAACUGCACCAGGCCCCGGGAGAGCUACGUGCAGAAGUUCAGCCGCCUGGGCUUCACGGACGUGGCGGAGGAGGAGAUCUUCAGCUCCGCGUACUGCUCCGCCGCGUACCUGCGGGACGUGGCGAGGGUCCAGGGGAAGGUCUAUGUGAUCGGAUGCAGCGGGGUGGUGAGGGAGCUGCAGGAUGCUGGGGUGCACGUCGUCGAGGAGGUCGGGGACGAUGAACCGGGUACCAACAUCUCCAACUGUCCACUGGAUCCGGACGUCAAAGCUGUGCUGGUGGGCUACGACGAGAAUUUUACCUUCAUGAAACUGGCCAAAGCCUGCUGCUACCUGAGGAACUCUGAAUGCCUGUUUUUGGCCACUGAUCCGGACCCGUGGCACCCGCUGAGGGGGGGAAGAAUCACUCCAGGUUCUGGCAGUCUCACGGCAGCUUUGGAAACCGCUAGCAGCAGGAAGGCGACGGUCAUCGGCAAGCCCGGCCGCUUCAUGUUUGAGUGCAUAGCGAGCCAGUUCGACCUGGACCCCGCUCGCUCGCUGAUGGUCGGCGACCGUUUAGAGACGGACAUUCUCUUUGGCAGCAACUGUGGUCUGUCCACCAUGCUCACCCUCACCGGCGUCUCCACCAUGGAGGAGGCGCAGAAGUAUAAAGACAGCGAGUCACCCGAGCACAAGGGCUGCGUACCAGAUUACGUGGUCGAGUCCAUCGCUGAUUUCCUGGAGGCUCUGGAGGAGUAGCCGCUCUGGGGUGGGGGGCGGGGGGCUUUCAUUGCUGUAUUUCCAGUUUCAAUCCCAAUGCUCUUUCUUAAGAUGUACAGUAUGGUUUAAGUGUCGCUGUAACCCUCGCGUCAAUCUCAUGAAAUCUGAUGGCAUGGAUGUAAUUUGUCGUGUUUGACACACAAAAUGCCUCAUCGAACGCCGGACGCUCACCUUAAAUGUUCUGGGGCAGUUGUGUAUGCUUUUAGAGCUGUCCUGCCUACAUGAUGUUAUCAGUGCUGGUUAGUUGUUUCAGUUUAACGUAAAAAAGACGUAAAAAAGACGUUAAAAAAGUUGAUUUUGUGAAUAACGCACUUUUAGAUUCUCAAACACUGAUGCUUUACCACCCUGUACGUUUAGUUUGGCAAGGGGGAACAUUCAGUGUAAGUUAUCGGACCAAUACACGGUAAACGGAGAGCAACCGCCUAACGUUUUAUUUAGUAACAAUUGUCUAUUCUGAGGUUUCAUUAACAGCACAAUCGGUCCGAAGACAAUCACAUGUUUUCCCAUGAUGGUGGCAUGUUAACAGUCGAUCGCUGUUUGAACUUUACAUUGUUAACAUUUCUGUCCGUGCUGGUGAUAGUUAUGAUGCACUGUGCUCGUGUCAAUUUGUACUCCGUAACGUUUCGAGCAGUAUUCUAGUAAAGUCAGUUGUAGAGGUUAGAAGACUUUGGUGCCAAUUUUGCAUUUAUUUAUUUUUAAAUUAUAUUUAUAUUAAUUUUAUUUCAUUCAUUGACUUGAAUUGAAUUGAAUUAGUGGCGUUUCCUCGGGUAAGAUAUAGAAUUCUUAUUUUUAUUGCCUACUUGGGUUUCAGCUGCCUUUACGUUUUUGAUUUGAACAAGUGAUGUUCAAUUUUUCUGUUUAAGAUGGCAAGUAAUAUUUUGACUCCAUUAAUGCAGUUCAGGUGAAAAUCGAACACGAAUCGUCCAGUGGUUCAGCUCCGCGUCUUCAAAUAAAACUCAAAGCACAGUGUUUAUAAAACCUCGGUGUGUAAUAUAGAACAUCUGCAGUCAAAAUAAUGUGCCAAAAAACCCCACUGAAUGUGAUAUUGCAUGAAUGAUAGCUACAUUGAAUUGUGUGUUAAAAGGCCUGCAUUUAUUAUAGUUAAAGCUAUCCAUUAUGAACCGAACCAUUUUUUAAAGCUUGGAUCCUGAGUGAUUAGUAGUCAAUUGUUCAUUGUCUUUAGCCAUUGUGUCGUCUGAAAAGAUUUAAAAGAGAAAGAAUAUAAAUAAAAGGGACGCCCAACAUCUGUAAAUGCAAAUGAUAAAUGUAUACUGUGAAAUGGUUUGACAUUAGGCACUCUCUGUGUGUGGUGUAAAUUCAUUUUUUAAUUAAAAAACGUCUCGUAUCUGGA
Molecule: messenger RNA, 2538 nt
Organism: Triplophysa rosa
Lineage: Eukaryota; Metazoa; Chordata; Actinopteri; Cypriniformes; Nemacheilidae
Gene: pdxp
Product: pyridoxal (pyridoxine, vitamin B6) phosphatase
Exons: 2
Coding region: 87-1166 (359 amino acids)
Cellular component (GO): cytoplasm
Molecular function (GO): phosphatase activity
Source: RefSeq, a predicted model, not a curated record